Molecule: messenger RNA, 5919 nt
Organism: Anarrhichthys ocellatus (wolf-eel)
Lineage: Eukaryota; Metazoa; Chordata; Actinopteri; Perciformes; Anarhichadidae
Gene: alpk2
Product: alpha-kinase 2
Exons: 10
Coding region: 104-4576 (1490 amino acids)
Biological process (GO): protein phosphorylation
Molecular function (GO): protein serine/threonine kinase activity; ATP binding
Source: RefSeq, a predicted model, not a curated record
UGCGCAGAACUUAAUACAAUUCUUCCCAAAACUUGGCCCGAGUCUUUCUGCUGACAACCUCCUUCAGCAGCACAACUAGAAGUCCCGAAGUCCCACAGAAAACAUGCUGUCUGCAUACGAGACAGGAGCAGAGUCAGAUGUCUCAGACCCCAAAGACAAAUCCAAUGGGCCUCUAUCAAACGUUUCCAAAUGCCUCGCCCAGGAGAGAAGUACCCAAUCAGACUGUCUGAAGCCUUCAUCAUCAUCAUCAUCAUCCAGCUAUAAUAUGUCAGAGUGUUUAUCACUUUGCUCCAAGCCUGCACCAAAGAAUGAUGGUUUCAGGGUUUGUAGCUAUUUUGGCUCAUCAGCACCUGUAUUACCUCGUUUACCUCACUUCUCUCAUGACCUUAUUUCCACUCUAUCUGAAUCUUUUUCAGAGUUUCACGUUAAACAAGAACCAGUGCUCUCCUUUUCUGUCAUACAAGGAGAUAGUACACAUCAUUUUGGGGCCAUGUCAUCUACUUCAGAGGGUUCGAUGGAGCCAUUUGUCACUGAGCCUCUCUCCAGCUCUGAACACAGUCGAGACACUUAUCUAUUAAGGUCGUUUUCCCAUCCGUCGGAUAGUCUAGAGAGUGAUACAGCUAUAGCCCCUGUGUCAGACCUUUACAUCUCUGAAAGUGAGACACAGGACUUCAUCCCGAGCCCCCACGUAGAUCCCCAGGAGUUUCAAUGUCCUGAAUACCAGCCGGGGGAAACAGGGGAAAAAAAACCUGACUGCGAUACACAUUUCCUGAUGUGUGAUUCAGACAACGUGGUGACACAAUGUCAUCGCGGCUCCAGUGAGGAACGAGCUAUGCUGGACUAUGAGUCAGAUGUGAGCAAACAUGCGAGACCACCUGCUGUGGAUGCCUGUGAGGCAGGCUUGAUGCUGGUAAAUGAUGCGAGGCGAGAGAAUGCAGAGACCAUUGAUUUAACCCCCCAACCACGGCAAAGCCACAGCCCUAUCGAGCUGUGGCUGGAUGCAUGCCAGUAUCUGGCAGGUGAGGAUACAGAAGACUGGAACCUUUUGGACAAGACAAGAUAUUCUGUGAUGCAAGGAGGGCUCACCAGUGACUUGUCUUUUCCCCCAGGAGAGACACAAGUGUCAGGUUACAACCUUGAUGGUUGCGAGGGGAUUGGCUGGUCCUGCGAUGACACCAGAGGUUGGGGGCCACCGGUUGAGAGGUGGUCAUCCGUGGACAGCUGGGCAAGUGCACUCUCAGACUGGACUGGGAUUAUCGCGACUCCACCACAGGACUUUACGGCUGCCUUCACAGAGAUAGGGGCAGGGAUAGAUGCUCUGACACAGGCACUAGCAGAGGUAAAUACUCAUUUAGAAACAGAGACGCCCAAAGAGGGAAAGGGUCAGGAGCCAGCAGUGCGGGCACAAUCGAAGCCACCCAUGGGUGUCCAGGAUCAGCCUUUAGAGGCGCAAAACCUCCAAGAGAGCAUUGUCUUCUCUGGGCAGAGCUGUCCCUCUUUGUGCCUCGAAGGACCUGAGCUCCGAGACAGAGAGGGAUCCCAAAGUGUCAAAUUGUUGUGCGAUUCAACAGCUACCGCACAAGAAGAAAAGGAGUCGGAAGAAAUCCAGAGCAGCCAGACUGAGUGCUCCCCACGCCAACACUCAUCCAUGGGAUCAUCCGGGGAUACAGUGGCCUCUCCUGGAGGACACGGUGGAGAUGUGUUCCCUGGAUCUACUUCUUCUGCUGAUCCGAACCCUUCUCACUUUGAGGGUUUUGUCGAGUCAGACAAUGAAGAAGAUCUAAUCAUACUGAAUAUAGUAGAGGAUACAGAUUUGGAGGCACAAAAUACACCCGGAGAGCUGAUGAUUGAGAAGCCCUUUGGAGAUGAAGUGUGUGAAGUGACAAAAGAACACAGUGUCUCCCAGCUGCGCUGGUUGACUGAGCGGGAAGUCAAAAGGAGCCGUGGGCCAGCUGAGCUCAAUCGUGAAGGAACUGAACCUCCAACGGAUCUUCAUUUUCACACCACACACGCUCUGACAAACUCACACGUGCCAGGUGUGCACACGCAACCUGGCUUACAUAUUAAUGUUCAAACACAAGUGUCGUCUGACACUUUACUAGACCUUGACAGAGCAUGUCAGGUGGAGCCACAGUGGGGAGGUCCUAAGUUUAUUAUGCCCUUAGCCCCUCUCGGUAUUAUAGCCCUGAGCUCCCUCGUCUGUCGGACAAGCAGAAGUUUGGAAGGAGAUCAAACAUGUGUCAAAAGGUCUCUCAAUGACAACAGAGACCCCAGUUGUGAUCACAUACAAACCUGCGAUCUAUGGCCAACCGCGGAGGGGAUUACUGACAUAAAAUCUUUGGAAGGUGAUGAGUUGAUUCAUAAAAAGGGAAAUACAAUAAAGUCUGCUGAGAAGUCUUCACCAGAGAGACAACUGGACUGGAUCACUGCAAGAAAGACAACAAUUGAGGAGAUUCAUGACCUCAGCAGAGAACUAUCAAACUUGGCCGAUGUCCCUGCAGAUCAUUUCAUCGUCUCGGAGAGCCACCGCGUUGCAGUCAUCGUUUUAGAUUUAAAUGACCCAUUUGCCUCCAGGGCUGCAAAACCCAUCGCCACAGGCAUACAAUCUGAGCUGAAUCAGAAAAGAGCUGAAAAGAUGCCGCACAAAACACACAAAUCCACCUCAGAGAGCAAAGCACGCUCUAAAAAGGACAAAACAGCUGGUCAACAGCAUGGUAUACAAGCUUGCAAAAAACAGGAGACUUUGUCUCAUCAUGUUUCAGCCCAGCAGGUCUGCAAACAGCAAGAAACUCAUCCUCUCGCUGGGGAAAAUCACACCAGCGAGAACACUCAAGUCGGGCUUGAGGUCAACGAGGCUAAAUUGGUGAUUGAGACUGGUGUGGCAAAUGAGAAGGCUCCGAGCAAGACACAUGGCAAGAAGAAAAAGAAACACACUCCGAAUGCAACAGGAGUGAAAAGUGUUGGGGAGCCACUGGUGGAAGUGGAGAACGGAGCAAAAGCAAAGACUGCAAAAGGAAGGAUUGACAUGUUUGAGGCCAAUCUGGGCGCUAAAGCUGGGAAAGCUCAAAAGGACAGUGAUCAGUCAGAUGAGAAAAAGUCACAGAAACCAGAGGCUAAAGCUAAAGCAUCCCAGGGAGAACAACCCCCACAUCGUGCAGAUCAUAAAGACCACCAACCUAAAAACUUCACCAGUCCUUUGAACGAUGAUAUUAUUAAAAGACGACGGCUGUCAGAGAAUAAGUUUGGGAAGAUUGUCAGUGUAUUGGAGACUAAACUGCCAAAGCCAGACGUUUCUAUCCAGACAAAGGGAGAGGAGCCCAAAGUCUAUAACGGGGCAACCCUCAAGAAGGCCUACAGUGAAGUGGUCAAACAGAAAAUCCCACCAAAGGAAGAACCCAAGGUGGUGCAGCCUAUCCAGGCGGUUUCAGUGAGUGGGGAUCCUCAGAGUCUGUGCCUGUGGUGUCAGUUUGCGGCCAUCUCCUCCCAAUACACCAUCACCUGGAGCAGAGGGGGCACUGUCCUGUCUGAGAGCAAGAGAAGUGCAGGGGAUGAGAGCAGAGUCUCACUGACCAUCUCCAUUGCUUCUCACAAAGACUUGGGCAAGUACCAGUGUCAGCUCACCAGUUUACAUGGAUCAGUCACCCUGGACUACCUGCUCACAUAUGAAGUUCUCAGUGAGAUUGUUAUCCCUCCUUCUCCGAAGACAACUGCGUCAGGCCCUGUAGAAGUUGGGAGUGAAGAAGAGGACGUCCACUGUUCCAAGCUGAUGUUCAAGGAGGAUUUCCUAUCCAACCAGCAAUUUGGAGAGAACCAACCUGCCAGCAUCAUCACUGAGAAGGUCCAUUUUGGGGAGGGGAUGCACCGGCGGGCUUUCCGCACCAAGAUGCAGGCGGGUCCGAUACUGCUGUUACUACCUGGACACUCCUGUGUGCUCAAAGUACACAACUCCAUCAGCUACGGGACAAAGAACAACGAUGAGCUCAUUCAGAAGAACUUCAGCUUGGCUGUAGAGGAGUGCCAUGUCCAGAACACAGCAAGAGAGUACAUCAAGGAGUACAGCACUGCAGCCCAGUCUGUUGAAGCCUUCGGAGAGAUCCCAGAGAUCAUUCCCAUCUACUUGGUUCACCGUCCAUCCAAUGACGUCCCGUAUGCCACGCUGGAGGAGGAGCUGAUUGGAGACUUUGUCAAGUAUUCGGUGAAGGACGGCAAAGAGAUCAACCUGAUGAGACACGACUCGGAGGCGGGACAGAAAUGCUGUGCUUUCCAGCACUGGGUCUAUCAUAAGACCGAGGGCAACCUGCUGGUUACUGACAUGCAAGGAGUAGGAAUGAGGCUUACUGAUGUGGGAAUAGCCACCUGUAGGAAAGGAUACAAGGGAUUCAAAGGAAACUGUGCCACCUCCUUCAUUGACCAGUUCAAAGCGUUGCACCAGUGCAACAUGUACUGUGAGAUCCUGGACCUCAAAUCCCUGCAGCCCAAACCGAAAAAACCUGUUUCUGCUCCGAAACCCAAACCACAACCCUUCGCUGCACCCAAGAAGAAAAUAUUUGGGCCAACAGUGAAGGGCAAGUCAUAAAAAGAGAAGAAUCUUGGACUUUGGGGUUUCAUUUUUAGUGAGGGUUUUAGGUGAUUUGAUUCACUUUUGUUGAACCUUGUCAUGCAGAGUUUGGCCCGUGAGAAAGGUGUCCAAUGUUUUGGGCUGUAGAAGGACAGAUGAUGGAGAGGAAAGAUAUAUUUGACUCUGAAAAAAGCGAUUGUUAACGAGCGACUGUUGCUUCAUAAGAGUUUUUGCUUCAUUUCAUGUUGAACAUUUGAGAAAUGUAUAUUUUAUUUCAAUGACAUGCUUUCUGUAUGAGAGUGUAUCUAUAAUCGACACUUUAUUUUACGAAUUUUUGGAAAACUGUGACAUAUUUAACAAACACUUGAAAGCGAUGAUGUUAAUGGUGAGUUUGUGGACAGUGUUGAACUGUGACGUCUUAGAGAUUGCUUUAUUGAUGAGGCGUGACGACUUUUCUUUACAGAUAAAUUCUUGUUUUUCUACUUUGGUGAUGUUUUCAAACAAUUAAUUCAUUAAAUUAAUGAACUUGUUAACUAAUUGACUAGCGGAAAUGUCUUUAAAUUAUUUUGUAUGAUAAAAUACCCACAGUAGAGGACAUGUGUCGUAUUGGGUUCAGUAUGAGCAUGAGUCAUUCUUGUGUGUUUGACUUGUGAGGCGACAAAAGUAUUUAUUUUAAUGUUACACUAUUACAAUGUUUGUUCAUUUAGCAAAAGCUGCUGAUUCAAGAUAAGCUUAUAUUUAUAUUCCGGAAACAACACAAAGACACUUCGUACACAUAAAGCUUGUGUAAACUAUGCAUUUGAAUGUAUUCACUGAAAAAUGUGAAGAUUUAUUGAUUUAUCAUUUUAUUGUCUGGUGCAAUACUGCUUGUAAAUAUUGAUUUCAAGGAUCUAUACUGUUCAGCUCAAACUAAGUGAGAGACAUGUACAACUAAACACAAACCUGACACCCAGAAUCUACUUACAUACACAUGAUCCCAGUAACAUACCAGCUAUUCAUCGGCAGCUUCAAACGGUCUUUAUUUAAUAACCAUCUCUGUGCUUUUUAAAUCCCUGACCUCAGGCUGUGGCUAUGGCUAGUGUGUAAGCAGCACACAGUAGAUCUUUGUUAUUAAAGAGUUGUUACUGGUUUAAGAUGCAUUCUGAUUUAUUUGUAAUGAAGUUAAAUCAACUCACAUUUCCUGUAAUACGACCUCUGACCUACAGGUUUGAGGGAUGUGUCGAUGUGAAUAUGCAAAUGUCUGCCUGCUCUGGACAUGCGGUCGGGUUUGAAGGUGUUUACAUAUCGUGUCUUAUUGAAUUCUUAUAUUUCACUCUAUAGCAAUAACAAAAACAAACACUUUAUUUACAUUAUUUUUAUGG